Molecule: messenger RNA, 1185 nt
Organism: Pseudocercospora fijiensis CIRAD86
Lineage: Eukaryota; Fungi; Ascomycota; Dothideomycetes; Mycosphaerellales; Mycosphaerellaceae
Exons: 3
Biological process (GO): sulfite transmembrane transport; transmembrane transport
Cellular component (GO): plasma membrane
Molecular function (GO): sulfite transmembrane transporter activity
Source: RefSeq, a predicted model, not a curated record
CAAAACCAACAAUCAACAACAUCAACAUGCAAGAACCGGCGAGGCUGGAGACGAAUCGUGCGCAACUUCACGCCGUCAUGGUUUUCCGUGAACAUGGGCACCGGCAUCACAUCGAUCCUAUUGCACAAUCUCCCCUACAACGGCGAAUGGCUGCAAUGCCUGUCGUACAUCAUCUUUGCACUGAACGUGCUCCUAUUCGUGGCCUUCCUAUCCAUCUCCAUCCUGCGAUAUGCGCUGUACCCCAAGAUCUGGAGCGCGAUGAUCAGACACCCUGCUCAAAGCCUUUUCCUUGGCACACUACCGAUGGGCCUCGCGACCAUCAUCAACAUGCUUGUUUUUGUCUGCGUGCCCAAGUUCGGGGGCGAGUUCUGGAAAUUGGCUUGGGCGCUCUGGUGGAUCGAUGCAGCCAUCUCCCUUGCAUGUUGCCUCUAUCUCCCCUUCAUUCUGUACGCAAAUCGCUGCAUGACGAAACACCAGCACUCCGUCCAGAGCAUGACCGCGGCAUGGCUCCUACCGAUCGUGUCCACAAUCGUCGCAUCCGCCUCGGGAGGCAUCGUCGCCGAUGUCCUCCCCAACGACAACCACGCCUUGAUCACACUCAUGACAUCAUACGUCCUCUGGGCAACCGGAGUCCCUCUCGCCAUGGUUGUGAUAGUGAUAUACUUCCUCCGCCUCACAACCGUCAGCCUCCCACCCAAAGAAGUCGUCGUAUCAACCUUCCUGCCCUUGGGCCCUCUCGGACAAGGCGGCUUCGCAAUCAUGCAACUCGGAAAAGUGGCCCUCGAGACUUUUGCUGCGAAAAACAACCUCCCAGAAGUAGGCGGACAGCAAGCCGGCCAAGUCCUCUACAUCAUAGGUUUCCUCAUCGGAACCAUCAUGUGGGGGUUCGGCCUCGUAUGGCUCACAUUCGCCGUCGCCACCAUCACCCGAUGUAAAAGGUUUCCUUUCAACAUGGGAUGGUGGGGCUUCACGUUCCCGCUCGGAGUCUACACGGUCUGCACCACAACCUUGGGCGCGGAAAUGCCAUCGAGUUUUUUCAGGAUUUUUGGAACUGCGCUUUCGGUGGCGGUGGCGCUGCUUUGGAUUUUGGUGUCGAUUGGGACGAUUUGGAGGGCUUGGACUGGGGCGUUGUUUUUCGCGCCUUGUUUGAAGGAUGUUGAGGUGCAGGAGGAAGCGGAGAAGGAU